AUGUCAGGGUCGACCGCCUGCGACCCCGCGCCUAACGCUAGCCUCGGGGACGACAAAGCGUCACCAAAAGUUGCUGUUCAGCAAACUCAGGAGGAGCGAGAGCGUAUUCUUCAAUGGGCAAGAGACAUCGUCAAAAAAUAUCCCUACCAGCCACGGAAAGUGCGACAGGAAGCUGCUCGUGCAAAGAUCUGUUGUGUGCCCACAAGACCGAGCCGCAAAUGUGAACAGCUGGCUGCCACAUCUCAUAAAUGGGGGAGAACCCAGCAGCCUAAAUGCCGAGUAGGAAUUCACUUGUCAAUCACAAUUUACGGCAUUGGACCUUGUCCCGACAAAAUCGAACGCUGA
Molecule: messenger RNA, 345 nt
Organism: Laccaria bicolor S238N-H82
Lineage: Eukaryota; Fungi; Basidiomycota; Agaricomycetes; Agaricales; Hydnangiaceae
Exons: 5
Coding region: 1-345 (114 amino acids)
Source: RefSeq, a predicted model, not a curated record